Molecule: messenger RNA, 526 nt
Organism: Limanda limanda (common dab)
Lineage: Eukaryota; Metazoa; Chordata; Actinopteri; Pleuronectiformes; Pleuronectidae
Product: TYRO protein tyrosine kinase-binding protein-like
Exons: 5
Coding region: 56-382 (108 amino acids)
Biological process (GO): negative regulation of B cell proliferation; positive regulation of microglial cell mediated cytotoxicity; negative regulation of transforming growth factor beta1 production
Cellular component (GO): cell surface
Molecular function (GO): signaling receptor binding
Source: RefSeq, a predicted model, not a curated record
GAGCAUCAGCCUCGGACUCUUUUCAUUUCCUCCUCAAGAAGAAACCAACAAGAAGAUGUCUGAAGGUGUUUGUGUUGUGGGUUCGUUGUUUGGUUCUGCAGUGGGACAACAAGAAUGUGAGUCCUGUUACCUUAUAAACAUGGGGUCUGUGGUGGGCAUUAUUGCCUCUGACCUUAUCUUGACCAUCUUCAUCGCUGUCUCCGUGUUCUUCUUCGCGACUUAUCACAGGAGGAGGAGAGAGUGGGCUUCUCCUGAUGGAAGAAGAAACCUGCCGUCAUCUGUAUCAAAGAAAAAUGCAGCAGAGGUACCAGAAUCUCCCUACCAGGAGUUACAUGGAGCCCAGUCAGAUGUGUACAGUGAGCUUCAGCACUUUAGGAAAUGAAACAGAGGAGAAUAAACUCCCAACAAAGUUGUAACUAUUUUCAAAAGCUAUGAGCACAAUAUACUACACACUCCCUUGCACAAAUCUUAAUUUUCCACACACACUUCUGCAGCAUUAUAGGUAAUAACACAAUUACAUAUUAUU